ACCCAAAGAAAGAGUCAGAAUGGCCUCUUAUACUCCAAUUUUUCUUGCUAUAAGCAUAGUUUUUUCUAUCAUAUAUUCGUCUCGUGGAAUUCCUGAUGCCACUGUUGCAGAAAUCUGCUCCACGACAAGACCAAGAGUCUUGUGAGGGUGUUUUAGAAGGCGAUCCGCGCACCAAAACAGCUACCCUUCCUCAGUUGUCUCUGAUAUCCAUUGAGUUAACAGGGACAGAGACCUAUCUAAACAUCAGACAUUUUUCAGAAUUUAAAACCGAUGAUCCCAAAUUGAAACAAGGUCUGAACGAGUGUGUUCCACUGUAUGGAGGGAUUAAGGAAAAUAUUUCCCAAGCUUUCCGGCGUUCUGAGGCUGGAGAUUUCAAAGACUCAGGGGAAUUGGUGCAUCGAUCAGUCAAAAAAACUGGCCGAAGAAUGCGCAGCUUAUAUUCCUCACUUGCUGGAACUUGCUGAGCCUGCAAGGGCCAUGGUCCUCCAGUGCGAUGCUUCAAUUGCUGUAAACCAAUACAUUGCUUCAGGGAAAAGAGUUUUUUAGCCUUCUUUAAUUUCAUUGUUUUUGUUAAGAAAUAGUAAAAAUAAUUAACUUUU
Molecule: messenger RNA, 599 nt
Organism: Rubroshorea leprosula
Lineage: Eukaryota; Viridiplantae; Streptophyta; Magnoliopsida; Malvales; Dipterocarpaceae
Source: the annotation of a GenBank genome assembly